Molecule: messenger RNA, 1248 nt
Organism: Episyrphus balteatus (marmalade hoverfly)
Lineage: Eukaryota; Metazoa; Arthropoda; Insecta; Diptera; Syrphidae
Exons: 2
Coding region: 1-1248 (415 amino acids)
Source: RefSeq, a predicted model, not a curated record
AUGAUUAAUGUUCUUGCAAUCUUUCCUGAUGAUUUCUCCAAUACCUCGACUUACUACACUUACACAAAUUUCGGCAGAUUUCAAAUUGAAGAAUUGAUUUGGAACAAAAAUGAUGCCGUUAUUUUUCCAGAUCGAUUGAAAAAUCUUCAAGGCCUGACACUGCCUAUUGUUUUCGGAGGCACAUCACCAGGAUUGAUUGUUUCAAAAACCGUCGAUACUAACGGCAAAAGGAAGAUUGGUGGUUUUAUAUGGCAUGUUUUUCAUGCAUUUGCUGACAGACACAAUGCCAAAUUGAAUUCUUCGAAUAUUUCGAUAGAAAUUUCGCCAUUUAACUGUCACCAAUUAGUUCUAAAUGGAACAUAUGACAUUUCAGGAGCUGAUCCUAAUAUCUUACAACCACCAGUUCAAUGGGCAACAUAUCCACACACGAUAUUGAUAUGGGGUGUAAUACUGCCCAUAGAAUUAACAAUACCAAUUUAUAAAGUUUUUGCUAUUGUUUUCAAUUGGGAAACCUUUUUGAUAACAAUCGGACUUAUUAUAUUGUUGUCUAUAUUACUUGGAAUGGCUGCAAGUUUUUCAGGAUCAUCUCAAAAUCGUCCCUUCUUCAGUUUUAGUUUCUUCUUCAAUAUCGAUUUUUUCCAUUUUUUACUUGGACAGUCAUUCACUGAAUCACCAAGAGCUUCUUACACAACAAAAAUCAUCUAUUCGUUGGUAUUUUUCUUCGGAAUAAUGAUUGUGACUUUGUACGAUGCAUUUUUGCAGUCUCUCAUGACCGAACCUCCUAAGGAACAUUUUAUAAGAACCUUUGACGACCUCCGAACUGCAGGAUUACAAAUUUCUUCACCCAAAACAUAUAUUGAUAAUUAUUUGCGGAAAUUAUAUCCGGAAUUUUUGGAAAAAAACGAAGACGUAUUGGAAAUUGAUCCCAUCUAUGAUCCGGAUUAUGACCUCAGCUCUGAACACCACCACCAUCAACCAUCGCCAUCACCAUUCACCAUCGCCGCCGUUUGCCAUUGCGCCAUCACCAUCGUCAUGGCCAAAAGCGCCACAUGCAACUUUGAACUGUUGGCUGUGUGGCUCUGGCUCGUGUGCAUGCAACCCAACCAAAUUGCGAGAAGCACAUUCAUAUUCUAUGGAGAAAGAGAGAUGGGUCAGGAUUUUGUUGUACCGAGAAUAUUUAUCAAAUUCCUAGUUCCAGGCUUUUCGAGACUGACUGCUGCUGCUGCUGUUGGGGGUUCUGUGUCCUAA